CCUGCCCAGCGCAUGCGCACUGCUGUUCUGCGCUUGUCAUCAUGGCGACGCGGGGCCAUGUGCAAGACCCUAACGACCGGCGCCUCCGGCCCAUUUACGAUUAUCUUGAUAAUGGGAAUAAUAAAAUGGCAAUUCAGCAAGCUGAUAAACUAUUGAAGAAACAUAAGGAUCUUCAUUGUGCUAAGGUUCUGAAGGCAAUCGGUUUACAGAGAACUGGAAAGCAGGAGGAAGCUUUUACCUUGGCUCAGGAGGUGGCUGCCCUUGAGCCCACAGAUGACAACUCGCUGCAAGCGUUGACCAUUCUUUAUCGGGAGAUGCACCGCCGCUGGCAUGGCUUUGUAUAAGAUUGUUCCCAAAAACCCUUACUACUUUUGGUCUGUAAUGAGCCUAAUUAUGCAAUCCAUAUCGGCACGGGAUGAAAACCUCUCGAAAACCAUGUUUCUGCCCCUGGCUGAGAGGAUGGUAGAGAAAAUGGUGAAAGAGGACAAGAUCGAAGCUGAAGCUGAAGUUGAACUUUAUUAUAUGAUCCUGGAACGGUUGGGAAAGUACCAGGAAGCCUUGGAUGUCAUUAGAGGGAAAUUAGGAGAGAAGUUGACAAGUGAGAUUCAGAGUCGGGAAAAUAAAUGCAUGGCUAUGUACAAGAAGCUGAGUAGGUGGCCUGAGUGCAAUGCCCUUUCCCGACGCCUCUUGCUGAAAAACUCAGAUGACUGGCAGUUCUAUCUGACUUAUUUCGAUUCUGUCUUUCGACUGAUUGAAGAGUCCUGGACACCUCCUGCUGAAGGUGAACACUCUUUGGAAGGAGAAGUACACUAUUCCGCAGAAGAAGCUGUGAAGUUCAUAGAGGAUCGGAUAACAGAAGAGUCUAAAAGUUCUCGCCAUCUCAGGGGACCACACCUGGCCAAGCUGGAACUGAUCAGGCGUUUAAGAAGUCAGGGCUGUAAUGAUGAGUACAAGCUGGGUGACCCUGAAGAAUUAAUGUUCCAGUAUUUUAAGAAGUUUGGGGAUAAGCCAUGUUGCUUCACAGACCUUAAGGUGUUUGUUGACCUCUUGCCUGCUACACAGUGUACAAAAUUUAUUAAUCACCUUCUUGGAGUUGUCCCAUUGUCAACACCAACAGAAGAUAAGCUUGCUCUGCCUGCUGAUAUCCGAGCUCUGCAGCAGCAUCUGUGUAUAGUGCAGCUGACAAGGCUACUUGGCUUGUAUCACAUUAUGGAUAAAAAUCAGAAGUUGAACGUGGUCAGAGAAUUGAUGUUAAGGUACCAGCAUGGACUAGAAUUUGGGAAAUCCUGUUUGAAAACAGAGCUGCAGUUUUCCGACUAUUACUGCCUCCUUGCUGUCCACGUGCUCAUUGACAUCUGGAGAGAAGCAGGUGAUGAGAGUGCUGUGUGGCAAGCCCUGACUUUGCUGGAAGAAGGAUUAACCCACAGUCCUUCCAAUGCUCAAUUCAAACUGCUGCUUGUUCGAAUCUACUGUAUGCUUGGUGCAUUUGAACCAGUGGUGGAUCUUUACUCCAGCCUUGAUGCUAAGCAUAUCCAGCACGACACCAUUGGUUACCUCUUGACCCGAUACGCUGCAUCCCUAGGUCAGUAUGCUGCUGCAUCCCAGUCCUGUAACUUCGCACUCAGGUUUUUCCACUCCAACCAGAAAGAUACCUCAGAAUAUAUUAUCCAAGCUUACAAAUAUGGUGCAUUUGAGAAGAUCCCAGAGUUUAUCGCUUUUAGGAACAGGCUGAAUAAUUCUCUUCAUUUUGCACAAGUCCGUACUGAACGGAUGCUGUUAGACCUUCUACUUGAAGCAAACAUAUCAAGCAGUUUAGCAGAAAGUAUAAAGGCAAUGAAUCUCAGGCCAGAAGAAGAUGACAUUCCAUGGGAAGAUUUGCGAGACAAUAGAGACUUAAAUGUUUUCUUCAGCUGGGAUCCAAAAGACAGGAAUGUUUCUGAAGAACAUAAGAAACUUUCCUUGGAGGAAGAGACCAUGUGGUUAAGAAUCCGCUCCUUAACAUUGAGACUGAUCAGUGGACUUGCAAGUCUUAACCACCCGGUGGAGCCAAAGAACUCCGAGAAGACUGCUGAGAAUGGUGUGUCCUCCCGGAUUGAUAUUCUUCGUUUGCUCCUCCAACAGCUAGAAGUGGCCGUGGAGAUGGGAAAGCGAUUUAUUGAGAAGGAAAUUCAGUAUCCCUUCCUUGGACCUGUACCUACCAGGAUGGGUGGAUUCUUUAACUCUGGCUGUUCUCAAUGCCAGAUAAGUUCCUUUUAUCUUGUUAACAAUUUGUAUGAACUGGAUACCAAUGGCUUAGAGGAUACAGUGGAGAUACAGGAACGAAUAGAAAAUAGUCUUAAGUCUUUACUAGAAAAAUUAAGAGAUGUCUUCAGUAAAUGUAAAGGCGCACUCUUAGAAGUGAAAGAUGGUAACUUGAAAACCCAUCCUACUCAUUUAGAAAAUUUAGUCUUCUUUGUUGAGACUAUUUCUAUUGUCCUCUGGGUAUCCAGUUACUGUGAGAGCGUCCUUCGACCAUACAAAUUAAAUAUACAGAAAAAGAAAAAGAAGAGAAAAGAAACCAGCAUCAUCAUGCCACCUGUCUUCACCAGUUUUCAAGACUAUGUUACUGGACUCCAGACUUUAAUUUCCAAUGUUGUGGAUCAUAUUAAAGGACUUGAAACACAUCUAAUUGCACUUAAACUUGAAGAACUUAUUUUAGAAGAUACUUCUUUCUCUCUGGAAGAGAGAAGGUUUUCAAAGACUGUGCAAGGAAAGGUGCAGAGCAGUUACCUGCAUUCACUUCUGGAAAUGGGGGAGCUGCUGAAAAAAAGACUUGAGGCCACAAAGAAACUAAAAAUUUAAGGAAGUGUGAACCACAGGCAUUGAAGACUCCACAGCAGAACAUGACAUCAUCUUCCCAGGCACAAAGCAACAUCUGGUUGGCCAUCAUUUUAAUCCAGAACUUCCUCAUAAAUGCAUGAAGGACUUUGAUCGUGAAUUAAUUUUUUGAGGUAUUAAAUGUAUACAGCUGAUUAAAUUAUUGUAUAUAAACCAGAAGCAGGACCCUCAUGGGUUUGACCACUUUUUAUACCUGUUCAUACAAAUAUAACAGCAACAAGAGAAGCCCACUUCCCUCCCAUCACCAGAAGCAUGGUGGGGUUUCUAUAAAAGCAACAAUAGAGCAAGUGGAUCUGGUCCUUGAGCCAUAGGAGGCCGAAAGCAGACAUAGGGGCAGACAUGACUGGGAGCAGAGCCCUUUCCUCCAUGGCAGGUUCACUAUGAGGCUUCCUCAGCUGCGGGGAUGCCACAGAUCCGGGCAGGUCCACAAAGAGCCUCAGGUGAGAUUUGGCAUAAUCACUUGCCACUGCACGGCACCAAACAAGACCACAGGUGCUCAGUUUUUGGCUUCAUAGGCCUAAUAGCCAAGAUAUACCCAUCCCAGCACCUGGGAGAGUUAAAUCUCAGGGAGGCAAGGAAGGCUCUGUUCAUUUAUAGCUGUUCAGUUAGACCACCUAACACUUAAGCCUACUAAGAACUAGCUUGCUGUUAGUUAUUUAGGAAAGAUAGGAAGAGCUGUUUUAAAGAGAAGUGUACAUAAUUUGUGCAGGCAAGCCUGAUAUUUGUUUCAUUGUUUCUGUGAGUAACAUACUGCAGUUUGAGUCUUAUGUAUAUGCAUAUAUAUUUAUAGAUAUGCUUGAAGAGAAAGAUUUACUAUUUUAGUGUUUUGAAGUGGGGAGUUUAGGAAGAAAGGAAUUGUAUACUAUAGAUUUAACCUGUUUUAAGUUGGCAAAAGAAAUGUUUUACAAUGGAUGUUAGAACUUGUUAACUAUACCAGGAUGGUAUGUACUUUGUUCACCUGGAAGAUGGAGGUCUCGCCCUUAAGACUGUAGUUUCAGGUUGUUCUCAUAGUGAAGAUAAAAAUUGCUCUUGAAUGUGUUAUACUAAAUUUUUACAACUUCUUUGAUAACUUUUUUUUUUUUUCUUGGUGUUUGAAUCCCUGCUUCUGUUACUGGUUUGUGUUACCCAAAUAGUAGUUCUGUAAGAGUGAAGAAAUGAAUGUAACGAGGCUUGGUCGCAGAGACCCUAAAGGCCUUUUCCUAUACACUGCUUCAGUGAAAUGUGAUGUUUCUGUAAAAGCCAACCGAGAGCUGGAAAAAUCUUUGUAUGCAGGGUUUGCUUUCUUAGGGUCACAAUUUGAUGUGGUGGUUAAUAACAGCUUAAACAUCUAAGGAAAUUUUUAGAAAUCACUACAUUAUCUCUAAGAUUUGUUGGAAAACCUAGACUACCAAGUAAUUUCACAAAUUUUUUUAAUAUAAAUUAGUAGUGACAGUAUCACAUCAUUCCAAAAUGUAGACUGUCCUUGAAUAAGAUGAAUUGAAAAUUCUAAUUGAUUCUGAAUUGCCUUUAUCAUCAAUAUAUCAUUUUAUAAAACUAUGGCCCAUUUUCAGUGGAACUUUGUACAUAUGCAACAGUGGGGGUGUAUGGUGUGUGCUCUAAGAAUAAUGUUUCUUGGAAUAUUAAAAAAAAGUACUGUACAUAGAACUAGAGAUGUUCUUUGAAACAGCUCUGUCACUGACCAUGACCAGGUAGAGUAUGUAUGCUCAAUUGGCUGGCUCUGGUCCUCAGGCACAGCCUGAGACUCUAGUGGUCUAUCCAACCAGUCUCCUGCCCUGGCUGUCUGGGACCGCCGCUGGUUUUACUGACAAAUGAUGUUACAUUGGAGUUAUGCUUCCUUUGUUACUUGCUGAUUUUCCUACUAAAUGUAGCAUUUCAGUUAGAUCCAAUUCUUACAUUUUGAAAUAAUUGUAAAAAGAAUGAAAUUAUGCAGAAAUGGCCGAUAUCUUUUAUCAGUCUGUUCUUUUGGAAACUGUCAUGCACUAUAAAUUGUACAGUUAAAAAAAAAUAUAUAUAUAUAUAUUCUUACAUGAGUAAAGAAACCCUCUCCCCGCAAUUGUAUGUUGUUGAUAUUUGACAAGUGCUCAGUAACCUUUUGCUGCUGCUGUUUGAUUUUUAUGAGUUUUUGUUUAGUAAUUGAUAUUUUAAAAAAAGAAAGAAAAAACAUGACUACUAUUUACAGACUGAAAAAUUACUGUUCUUUAUACUACUGAGACUCGUAAGGCUUUCCACAGCAAACAUUGGGUUCAGAUCAUUUAUCUGAUGUGGAUAAAACAUAAUUUUAGUGUUCUCCACAUAAUGAAAAUGUACAAAUACCUAGUUGUGCUACCCAUCAAUUUUGUAUAUUUUCAUAAUUUUAAUUGUUCAGAAUUGCAUUAUAUUUUGCAAUCACCACGUUCAAUCUGGGUUUGUCUUUCAUUUUAACUUUUAAAUAAAGGGGGGGGUUCAGGUUAUCUGCAAGGUUGUUGAAACUUUUCCUGCACAUAUUUGAUGUGAUCUGUUGAUGUGGAAAAUCUCCAGAAUUAGUGAAGUACAGCAAAUCUGCUUUAAACUGGACAGGUUAAUUUGCACAAAUGGUGUCAUUUUAAGUUGGGACUUCUGCCCAGUUCAUGUUUAGUCUUAAAGCUACCAUCUUUUCUUUUUCUUUCUUUCUGAGGGUCUCACUGUGUAGCCUCAGCUGGCCUGGAAAAUACUAUUUCAGGCUGGCCUGGAACUCUCAGCAAUUCUCCUGCCUCUGCCUCCCAAGUGUUGGGAUCAAAGAUAUGUGUCACCAUGUCUGACUAAAGCUUCUUAAAUCAUGUAACUCA
This is a messenger RNA of Nannospalax galili (Upper Galilee mountains blind mole rat), 5681 nucleotides long. It is a transcript of the gene Naa25, whose product is annotated as N(alpha)-acetyltransferase 25, NatB auxiliary subunit. The record is from RefSeq and is a predicted model, not a curated record. Gene Ontology annotation, biological process: N-terminal peptidyl-methionine acetylation. Lineage: Eukaryota; Metazoa; Chordata; Mammalia; Rodentia; Spalacidae. Gene Ontology annotation, molecular function: protein-N-terminal amino-acid acetyltransferase activity; protein binding. Gene Ontology annotation, cellular component: NatB complex; cytoplasm.